CCCUGGUUUUGGACUUCUGGCCUCCAGAAUGUCCAGGGGCACUGCUGAGGCUUUGGAACCCGGCCCGAUGGACCCCAAACUGGGCAGAAUGGCGUCAUCUCUCCUUGCUGUCCUGCUGCUGCUCCUGGGAGGCAUGUCCUCACCCCACCCCGGCCUGGUCGAGAAGGUCUUCCGGUACAUGGAUCUCCAUCAGGAUGAAUUUGUGCAGACGCUGAAGGAGUGGGUGGCCAUCGAGAGUGACUCCGUCCAACCCGUGCCCCGCCUCCGACAAGAGCUCUUCAGGAUGAUGGCCGUGGCUGCCGAGGAGCUCCGGCGCCUGGGCGCCAGCGUGGACCUCGUGGACCUGGGCUCUCAGCAGCUGCCCGAUGGGCAGACUCUCCCGAUGCCUCCCGUCAUCCUGGCCGAGCUGGGGAACGAGCCAGGGAAACCCACCGUGUGCUUCUACGGCCACUUGGACGUGCAGCCGGCGAGGCAGGCCGAUGGGUGGCUCACGGACCCUUACACGCUGACGGAAGUGGACGGAAAACUGUACGGACGGGGAGCCACAGACAACAAGGGCCCCGUCCUGGCGUGGGUCAACGCCGUGAGCGCCUUCCGGGCCCUGGGGGAGGAUCUCCCGGUGAACAUCAAGUUUAUCAUUGAAGGGAUGGAGGAGGCCGGUUCUGUGGGCCUGGAGGAACUUGUCACGAGAGAAAAGGAGGGGUUCUUUUCCAGCGUGGACUACAUCGUGAUUUCAGACAACCUGUGGGUCAGCCGGUGGAGGCCCGCGCUCAUCUACGGAACGCGAGGGAACAGCUACUUCACGGUGGAGGUGAAAUGCAGAGAUCAGGACUUUCACUCAGGGACCUUCGGUGGCAUCCUUCAUGAGCCAAUGGCUGACUUGGUGGCUCUUCUCGGUAGCCUCACAGACUCGUCUGGUCACAUUCUGAUCCCUGGGAUCUACGACCACGUGGCUCCUGUCACAGAGGAGGAGAGAGACAUGUACGGGGCCAUCGACCUGGACCUAGAGGAAUAUCGGAGCAGCAGCCAGGUGCGGCGGUUUCUGUAUGACACCAAGGAGGAAAUUCUGAUGCACCUGUGGAGGUUCCCAUCUCUUUCCAUUCACGGGAUCGAGGGGGCGUUUGAUGAGCCCGGGACUAAAACUGUCAUACCUGGCCGAGUGACAGGAAAGUUUUCCAUCCGCCUGGUCCCUCACAUGGACGUGUCUGUGGUGGAGAAACAGGUGAAGCAGCAUCUCCAGGAUAUAUUCUCCCAAAGAAACAGUCCCAACCAGAUGGCUGUUUCCAUGGUCCUGGGACUACACCCGUGGGUGGCAGAUGUCAAAGACCAUCAGUAUCUUGCAGCAAAAAGAGCCAUCAAAACAGUGUUUGGAACGGAGCCAGACAUGAUCCGGGAUGGAUCCACCAUACCAAUUGCCAAAACGUUCCAGGAGGUUAUCCAGAAGAGUGUGCUGAUGCUUCCGCUGGGCGCCGUUGACGACGGGGAGCACUCUCAGAAUGAGAAGAUCAACAGGCGGAACUACAUAGACGGAUCCAAAUUGUUGGCUGCCUUUUUCCUAGAGGUGGCUCAGCUGCACGAGUAACGACAGGAACCUUCCCGCUUAGGCCCGGCCUGCUGACAGAUCCCCUCGCCCACACCCUGGACAGCAAGGAACCAAAUAUCCAGAGAAUUUCGGUCCAGGAGAUAAUGUUUUCCCUCCCAUUUAAAGCAUCUUUGGACACUUGGACCAGUGAUAUGGCGUCUCAAAGGUACAGACGUUGGGAAUGCUUUAAUGUCCCCGUUGCACGCCUCUAAAGUCACAGCUACCGUCACCAGCCUGAUCUCCCCAGGGUCAGCUGCAGCAGCCCAGGACUGGACUCGUUCUGCCCUUGGAGCACAAGGACGAUUCUUUUACUGGACCUCCCCUUGCCAUGACUGGCGUGGUCACUCUAGCUUGCUGUCUCGUCUGGAAGUACCCAGGACACAUAAUCAUUCCACGCAGCGACUGCCAGUACUCACCCUGCCCUUGCCCGGGCCACCUCUCCCCUUUACCUUGUUAAUAAAAAUGUUGGUGUCCACCACUGA
Messenger RNA from Miniopterus natalensis, 2064 nucleotides. It is a transcript of the gene CNDP1, whose product is annotated as carnosine dipeptidase 1. Gene Ontology annotation, biological process: proteolysis. Gene Ontology annotation, cellular component: cytosol. The record is from RefSeq and is a predicted model, not a curated record. NCBI's taxonomy places the organism in Eukaryota, Metazoa, Chordata, Mammalia, Chiroptera, Miniopteridae. Gene Ontology annotation, molecular function: metallodipeptidase activity.